This is a messenger RNA of Canis lupus familiaris (dog), 3273 nucleotides long. RefSeq names its product kinesin family member C2 (gene KIFC2). Lineage: Eukaryota; Metazoa; Chordata; Mammalia; Carnivora; Canidae. The record is from RefSeq and is a predicted model, not a curated record. Gene Ontology annotation, molecular function: ATP binding; microtubule binding; microtubule motor activity. Bases 241 to 2607 code for a protein of 788 amino acids. The transcript is spliced from 18 exons. Gene Ontology annotation, biological process: microtubule-based movement.
UGUCAGCCCGGGGUCGAUGAAGUAGGGGUGGUAGGCGCGAGGCGGGUGUCCGGGUGCGGCCCCGGGGACUCCGUCCCUGGCACCCCCUUUCCUCCGGGCGCGCGCCCUCCGCCCGCGGGAGCGGGGCCGUGGGGGCGGCCGCCCCGAGCAUGCGCACCGGUGUUGCAGCGCGCGAGCGCGGAGUCGGGGUGCUGGGACGCGGGGCGGCGCGAAGCGGGCCCUCUGCCGCCCCGCGCUCCCAUGUACGCCUUCUAUUCGCUGCUCAUCUACAUCUUCUACAGCCUCUUCCGCAGGGAUGGCGCUGCCCCGGCGGCCGGCGACCCCGAGGACCCCGCCCAGCCUGCAGGUUGCAAGCGCGGGGGUCGCCGCCGCCCCGACCCGCCCACGGCGGAACUGUGGACCGAGCUGACAGGCCUGGUCGGCCUCCCGGGCUGCUCCGAGUCCGAGGAUGGACCGGAAGAGGGAGCGGAGGGCCGCCCUGCCGAGGUGUCCCUGGAAGAGGCUCUCGUGCGUCUUGCUGAGUUCCUCUCCGUCCAGCUGGGGGCGGAAGAGAGCUUCGGGAAUCCUCCUCCUGACCUGACCAAGCCGAGCGAUGUCCCCCCACUGUUGACGGUGACGGGUCAGCUCUUGGCUCUCCUGGCCUGGAUUCGGAGCCCCAGGGGAAGGCAGGCCCUGUCCCAGGGGACUCAGCCAGCCGCCGAGGGGCAGUGCCCCACUCCUGCUGGAUCCCCAUCUCAAGAAGAAAGCCCUCCUCUCUCACCAAGGGAUGAGGCCCAGGGGCAGAACCCUCCCCAGUUGGCGGAGGACCAGAGGGCGUGGCAGCGGCUGGAGCAGCUCAUCCUUGGACAGCUAGAAGAGCUGCGACAGCAGCUAGAAGUGCAGGAGGAGGAGCUGGGCCGAUUGCGCCUGGGAGUGGGGGCGACAGACUCCGAGAAGAGAGUUCAGCAUCUAACCCUGGAGAAUGAGGCUCUGAAACAGAGCCUGAGCCUCACCCGGGAUCUCCUGCUGCACUGGGGUCCUGGCCCCUCCACCAGGGCCCCCCAGGAGGAGGCGGAGGCACUGGUGGAGCUGCAGAGCCGGCUUCAGGAAGCCCAGGACACCACAGAAGCACUUCAAGUCCAGCUGGGGGUGCAGGAGGUGCAGCUGCAGGGCCUGCGGGGGGCCCUUCGGCAGCUCCAGCAGGAGACUGAGCAGAACUGUAGAAGGGAGCUGCGGCAGAUGCUCGGGCAGUUGGCAGGACUUCGGACACGUAUGGCCAGCCUGCGUCAGGGCUGUGGGGACCUCCGAGGACUGGUCAGCACGUUUACCCAGAGCUGUCAGUGUUCGCUCAAUGAGGCCCGGGGUCAGGUAUCCUGGGCCCUGGGGGCACUGUCAGCUGGCGCGGCUGGGACUCAGCUCCCUGAGGAGCAGCAGAGGCCCCCAACUGGAUGCCCAGGGCGGCUGCUGGAGCUCAAGGGAAAUAUCCGUGUGCUGUGUCGGCUGAGGCCAGGGACACCCUCCAGCCUGGUGAGCUCGGAGCCUGGCCCCAGUGGCACUGUCACCACCUGCUAUCGAGGGCGCCAGCGUCGCUUUCGCCUGGACUGGGUCUUCUCUCCAGAGGCCAGCCAGGAGGAGGUCUUCAGGGAGCUGGAGCCAGCUGUGCUGUCCUGCCUCCGAGGCUACAGCGUCUGCAUUUUCACCUAUGGUCAGACAGGGACAGGGAAGACCUACAGUAUGGAGGGCCCACCUGAGGACCCUGGCAUAGCUCCUAGGGCACUGCAGUCACUGUUCCAGGAAAUGGGGACUGGGGGACACCACCGUGUGACUCUCAGCAUGGUGGAGAUCUACAAUGAGGCUGUCAGGGACCUCCUAGCCCCAGGGCCUCCUGAACGCCUGGCCGUCAGGCAGGGCCCGGCAGGCCAGGGGGGCAUUCAGGUGGCUGGCCUGACGUACUGGGACGUGCCCAACCUGGAGACGCUGCACCAGAUGCUGAGCCUGGGGAGGAGCAACCGGGCCACCGCCGCCACCACCAAGAAUAGGCACAGCUCUCGGUCUCACGCCUUGGUCACGCUAACGCUGCGCACGGCGGCCCCCCCGCGCGGGCCGGGCACCGCAGGCACCCUGCACCUGGUGGACCUGGCGGGAUCCGAGCGUGCCUGGAAGGCGGGGGCGGCCGGCACGUCGCGGGGAGACCGAGACGGCGCGCAGCGGCUGCGGGAGGCCCGGACCAUCAACCGCUCGCUGCUGGCCCUGGGCGGCGUGAUGGCUGCGCUGCGGGCCCGCCGGCCGCACGUGCCCUUCCGCGACUCGCAGCUCACGCGCCUGCUGCAGCCCGCGCUCGGGCCGGGCGCCACCGCCGUGCUGCUGCUGCAGAUUUCCACGCGGCCGGAGGACCUGGGCGAGACUGUGUGCUCGCUGAAGUUCGCCGAGCGAGUGGGCCAGGUGGAGCUGGGGCCCGCCCGGCGCUGCAGGGUUCCGCGCUCGGGGACGCCGUCUUCGCUCAGCACCGACACGCCGCUCACCGGGACCCCGUGCACGCCCACGCCGCCCCCUGGCAGCCCUCCCAGCCCCGGCCCAGACAGCGACUCCAGCUCGGCCCUCGGGACCCAAAAGGCCGGGGACUCCUAGUCCCGGCCGCGCCUCUGCCGGCAGAGGCGGCAAAGCCCCUGCCCCCCUCCCGGAGUCGGUCCCCCUGCCCCGCGAGGAGUAUUUAGCCUAGGGACCUGAUCGCCGCUCCCUCCCCCAGGCCCCCGGCUCCCUCCUUAUCACCAUUUGCUGUUAUCAUCGCGGCGCACAGCAGGGGAUGCCAGGGCUGUGGGAGGUAGGCCCCGCCAAGCGGCUACCCCAGUCACCCCCAUCACCAAGAAUCAGACUUGGCAUUAAAAUAUUGUCUACUCCUUUACUGUUAUCUUCCCCACUACCACCACCGAAACCAAGUAGGGUCUUGAUUUCCUUUCCCCAAAAAGGUGCUACUACCUCAUUCCCAGGCAGAGGAGGGAGGACAGGACUUCAGGCUGAGGCACCGUGUAGGGUCUCCCUCCCCCAGCCGGGAGCCAGGGGUGGGAAGUGACACGUGGUGAUGGAUGGAUGGAAGGAAGGAAGGACACACGGACAGAGAAAGUGGGAUCAGGAAGGGGCUACUGCGAGCCAAGCCCCCACUCUUUGCAGUUUGGCCUCUGGGGGUGGGGGGAUAGGAGAGGCCCGACUGAGCAUCCGGGCCAGAGCAGUGCCUAGCUAGACCCCAACCCUUUGUGGGGUAUGGGGUAGUCCAAUAAACAUGGUGGAUUCUCAGCA